UUGGUAAGAGGCCACGGCGUAAUCGUAGGACGACGACGAAACAUAUUUUUCUUUAGUGUUUAUUUUAUUUUUGUGUUGGGUUUCAGUUUCAAAGAGUCCCACCAAUGACCAAAAAGUGCUCCAAUGCAUGAUUAUUACGUUGGAGCCUCUUCGAUAGAGAGAUUUUUGCUUUCUCAAUUUAUUAUUUUUUGUGUCUCUCUCUCGCCCGAUUUGGAGUUUUUAGGGUUUGAUUUUUGUAAUGUGAGAAAGGUUUCGUUAUGUUAAAGAGGCACUCUAUCGCCAUUCUCUCCAGAAUCGCAAGCUUCGAUUCCCAUAAAACCCUUAUGUCUUCCUUUACCGAUCCCCUUUUUCUGCGAUCGCUUUACUCUCCUCGAUCCAUCGCCAUCAGAUUUCAUGGAGAUUUUGCUCAUAGACUCUACAAUCCCAUUCAAAUUUACAACAACAACAACAACAACAGUGGCUCUUGUAAUGGUUUGUUCAAGGUUAAAGGUGGAGGAGGAAAGCCGAAAGGAUUCACCUUGCGAAGUUGUUUUGAUUCUCAUAAGAAACCUGAUCAAAAGGCUCGAGCUUUAACUCAACAUCGCCGCUUUCUCCAUGAUCUGGGAUCUGGGCCUAGUGAAGAACGCGCCGCUGCCGGAACUACCGACCUUGCCGAUGGCCGUGGUGCAUAUCUGCGUACGAGGUUUCAAGGAAAUGAUAAGAUUGUUGUGGCUGUUGACAUAGAUGAGGUUCUUGGAAACUUUGUCUCGGCCCUUAACAGAUUCAUUGCGGACCGCUAUUUGUCGAACCAUUCAGUCUCAGAAUACCAUGUCUAUGAGUUCUUCAAGAUAUGGAACUGCUCUCGCAACGAAGCCGACUUACGUGUUCAUGAAUUCUUUAAGACAUCAUAUUUCAAGAAAGGGAUCCAUCCUCUUCCAGGUGCCCAUAAGACUCUUCACAAGCUAUCAAAAUAUUGCGACAUGUCAGUUGUGACGUCCCGGCAGAAUGCGAUAAAGGAGCACACACUUGAGUGGAUCGAGAUACAUUUCCCGGGACUAUUUAAACAGAUUCAUUUUGGGAACCAUUUUGCUCUUCAUGGAGAGUCUAGACCAAAGUCUGAAAUCUGCAGAUCAUUUGGAGCAGAGAUAUUGAUUGACGAUAACCCAAGAUAUGCCGAGGAAUGCGCUAACAUUGGAAUGAAGGUUCUCCUCUUUGACUAUGAAAAUUCAUACCCUUGGUCUAAGACAGAGUCUGUGGAUCGGCAUCCUUUGGUGACUAGAGUUCAUAAUUGGGAAGAGGUGGAGCAGCAGAUUCUCUCAUUGGCAGUGUCAAAGUGUUAAAUAUUUUCUGCAACAAGAAAUGUUAUUUUGCCAGUGCAGAAUUAUAGUAUUGUACAAACUUGAUGGGAGAAAUAAGUAGCAAACAGAGAUGGAAUUAGCUUUAAUUGUCCCUUUUUAGCAUCAUUUCAAUCUAUUUUUUUUUAUAAUUUAGUUUUGUUGUUGCAAAUACAUUUGAUCUGAUGUAUAUAAAUUAAAUAAAGUUUUUAUUUCAAAUUCA
Arabidopsis thaliana (thale cress) is the source of this 1536-nucleotide messenger RNA. RefSeq names its product Haloacid dehalogenase-like hydrolase (HAD) superfamily protein. Gene Ontology annotation, molecular function: 5'-nucleotidase activity. The coding region runs from base 258 to 1319 and encodes 353 amino acids. The transcript has 6 exons. The record is from RefSeq and is marked reviewed. Lineage: Eukaryota; Viridiplantae; Streptophyta; Magnoliopsida; Brassicales; Brassicaceae. Gene Ontology annotation, biological process: deoxyribonucleotide catabolic process.